Penicillium longicatenatum is the source of this 504-nucleotide messenger RNA. RefSeq names its product E2 ubiquitin-conjugating protein UBC7. The transcript has 2 exons. Bases 1 to 504 code for a protein of 167 amino acids. Gene Ontology annotation, cellular component: cytosol; endoplasmic reticulum. NCBI's taxonomy places the organism in Eukaryota, Fungi, Ascomycota, Eurotiomycetes, Eurotiales, Aspergillaceae. The record is from RefSeq and is a predicted model, not a curated record.
AUGGCUUCCACGGUUGCCCAGAAGCGCCUGUUUCACGAAUACAAGAACCUCUCCACCAACCCACCAGAGGGCAUCACCGCGGGCCCCGUGUCGGAAGAUGACAUGUUCUACUGGGAAGCCUUGAUCGAGGGCCCUGGAGGCACCCCCUUUGAGGGUGGAGUAUUCGCAGCCGAGCUCAAGUUCCCGAAAGACUACCCUCUCAGCCCACCAACAAUGAAGUUUGUCGGCGGUGGAGUGUGGCAUCCAAACGUCUACCCCAAUGGCACAGUCUGCAUUUCCAUCCUUCACCCACCCGGCGACGACCCGAACCACUACGAACACGCCUCGGAGCGCUGGUCGCCUAUCCAGAGUGUGGAGAAGAUUCUCAUCUCUGUCAUGAGCAUGCUUGCUGAGCCCAAUGAUGAGAGUCCCGCCAAUGUUGAGGCGGCCAAGAUGUGGCGUGAGAGAAGACCCGAAUAUGAAGAAAAGGUCCGGGAUGAGGUGCGGAAGGGACUGGGACUUUAA